Culex pipiens pallens (northern house mosquito) is the source of this 1662-nucleotide messenger RNA. Its product is annotated as lysosome-associated membrane glycoprotein 2-like. The transcript is spliced from 4 exons. Bases 256 to 1197 code for a protein of 313 amino acids. Gene Ontology annotation, cellular component: membrane. Lineage: Eukaryota; Metazoa; Arthropoda; Insecta; Diptera; Culicidae. The record is from RefSeq and is a predicted model, not a curated record.
UUCGUCGCAGUUGCUAAACGGUGUUGAAACCUGACUGACUUCACACACUCGUUCGUCUCUGUCCCGUUGGUGCUCUCCGGACGGAAAGAUUUCCUUCAGUGCUUCGUUCGUUUUGUGCUUUUUUUGUUGUUUCUUUUUUGCCCAUAGUGCUGUGAUUCCCGUCAAAGUUCCCGUCAUCUGACUCUGAGUCGUGCUCUUCCUUCUUUUUUUUUGCGUUGAGCAAUAAUUCCGUGUGAUAGACCUCCAAAUCCAACCAUGAAGACGCUCCGAAAUUGUAUGCUGGUAAUGGCCGGACUAGUGGUCCUGUGCAGUGCUCAAAAGGAUGGUCCCGUCAUCAUACCAACUACCGAGGAACCUCCAGCAACAACAACAGCUGCGCCAACAACAACGACGGCUGCUAGCACUACAACUGCUAGCACUACAGCAGAGCCUCCACACACAACUACUCCAACGCCGGCACCAACGACUACUGCAGCACCUACAACAACUAGCACUGCUGUGCCCCCGACGACUACUCCGGUGCCGGAACCGGACAUAGGCAGCUGGACGUACACGAACGCCACCACCAACCAGACCUGCGUGCUGGCCCAGAUGGCGCUGCAGCUCAACGUCACCUACCUGGACAACGCCGACAAGCCGGUCCACGUGCUGUACGACGUCCCCAAGGAUGCCCGCGUCGUCAACGGAUCCUGCGCCCCGGACUCGCAGUUCCUGCUGCUGACCUGGAACGCCAUCUCGCUCGCCCAGAACACGCUGAAGGUGUCCUUUGCGUACAACAAAACCGAACACGAGUUCGCGCUGGCCGGGCUGAGCUUCUUCCUGAACCUGUACGGCGAUCAGUUCCCGAAUGCUAAGGCCAACCAAACCCUCACUCUGGUCAACAACCAGACCCUGUUCAAGACGCCGCUGGAUAUGUCCUACCACUGCAACCGGGUCCAGCUGCUUAAUCUGACCACGGUCGAGCUGCCCACCACCGGCGCCCAGUCCACCGUGGCCGUGUCCAAGCUGCAGUUCGAGGCGUUCCACAGCAAGCACAACGCCAAGUUUUCGAUCGCCAAGGACUGCGACGCGAUCGACACGCCGGAUAUUGUGCCGAUCGCCGUCGGAUGUGCGCUCAUCUUGCUGAUUGUGAUCGUGCUGAUUGCGUACCUGGUUGGACGCCGCAGCACCCGGUCCCGGGGAUAUCUCAGCAUGUAAGGAGGAGGAGGAGAAUUGAUCUGCUGUUUGGAAACGAUGCCAUCUGAGAAAAUGUCUUUAAAUUUGAACCACAAACACAUUUUUCAAGGGUAGAAACAGUACUCGGAACUGAUUGAAAUGAGGGUUGAGGGUUUUCGGGGGAAAAUUAUUUCGAAAAGAGUACCGUAAAAUACUUGAAAAAAAUGUUCUUCUAUUGCUAACUUACACCUGAAUAUCAUAGAAAAAAAAAAUCGAAUACAGAAAACCGUUGCAAAAAAGGCUAGUUCAAAUUUGAGUUUGUUCAAAUUAUCACACGAGUGUAGGAUCCUUUCUUUUCACCGCUCUAUCAAGACAGCAAACACACAGAGAAAUACAACAUUCAACAACUUUUCAGCGUAGUUCUUUAAGAAAUCCAGGUACAGCAGAAACCAAAAAAAAAAGAAUUAGCAAAACAGAACAAGUUACGAAGGUGAGGAUCAAAUUAAA